Molecule: messenger RNA, 438 nt
Organism: Melampsora larici-populina 98AG31
Lineage: Eukaryota; Fungi; Basidiomycota; Pucciniomycetes; Pucciniales; Melampsoraceae
Exons: 2
Coding region: 1-438 (145 amino acids)
Biological process (GO): translation
Cellular component (GO): mitochondrial large ribosomal subunit
Molecular function (GO): structural constituent of ribosome
Source: RefSeq, a predicted model, not a curated record
AUGAACUCAACAUUCUUAUUCAAAUCAAAACCAACCAAAUCACUACUUCAACCAUCAAGACUAUCAAACCCAUCAAGAUCUUAUCAUCUAUCACCAUCUCUAAAUUACUUUAAUUUACAAUUAGAUCAUCAUCAGUCUUAUCAAUCCCCACCAACAUCAUCAUCAAGUUCCGCUAAAUUAAUUCAAUGGGGUUCAAGUUUAUCAAGAUGGAUAUCUGAAUCGAUUCUUAAAGCAGUUCCAAAGAAAAAAGUAUCACAUUCUCGUAAACGAAUGAGAAGUGCACAUAAAGGAAUUAAACCUGAUCUAGGUCUUUCAUCUUGUUCUGGUUGUGGUCAAUCUAAACGAAAACAUCAUCUUUGUUUAGAAUGUUAUGCUGAUAAAGUCUUAGAAUAUGUUCAUGGAGAUCGUAAACCUUGGGAUAAGGGAAUCACACCAUGA